AUGGCCUCAAACAAUUUGAGCGGUGUAGUAAAGCUAGACACAUUUCUAGAGCUUAAAAAUUUAGAGUUCUUGCGUUUAUCCAACAAUAAGUUGUCAGUGUUGUCCAAAACUAGUCCCAACGCCUCUCCUCCAAGACUUAUCAAAUUAAGACUGGUUUCACGCAAUCUAACAAGUUUUCCCGACUUUCUUCGGAACCAAGAAGGACUUCAGAUUCUAGACCUUUCCUUCAACCACCUUCAUGGUCUUAUACCCAAGUGGCUGUGGGAAAUGAGCAAGAAGACUUUGUUGCUUAUAAACCUUUCGCAUAACUCUCUAACGAGCUUUGAGGAGCCUCCGUUGAUUCUUCCUUGCACUAAUCUAAUCCGGUUAAACAUCGGCAACAACAUGCUCCGAGGUUCACUUCCAAUUCCGCCAUUAUCCACAGUUAUAUAUUUAGUCUCCAACAAUUCACUAGAAGGGGAAAUUUCACCACUAAAAUCUUUGGCGAUAUUGGAUUUGUAUGCCAACAACUUCUCUGGACCAAUCCCUCGAAUAUGGAGAAGUGGAAACAAAUUGCAUUUGAUCAACUUGGGCCGUAACAAGUUUUAUGGACAAGUUCCAAGAUCAAUUGCAAGGUGUACAUUGCUACAAUACCUUGAUCUUGGAGACAAUCAAAUCCAAGACACUUUCCCUUCUUGGUUGGGAGUUCUUCAGAACUUGAGGGUUCUCAUAUUACGUUCUAAUGGAUUUCAUGGUACAAUAGGAGCUCCAAGAUCUGAUUCUGUGUUUCCUGAGUUACAUAUUAUUGAUCUCUCGAGUAAUAUGUUUACUGGUUUGUUGCCUUCAAAGUACUUUAAAAUAUGGAAUGCUAUGAGAAAUCUCAGUGCAGAGUCCUUGACAUACAUGCAUUUCAUUAGCACUGUGUUUGCUGUCGAGUACAACUACAAAUAUAGAAUGGUGUACAAUUACUCGAUGACAUUGACCAACAAAGGUGUAAGGACGAAGUUUACCCAAGUCUCAGAAGUGUUCACUGUUAUUGAUUUUUCAUGUAACAGAUUCCAAGGAGAAAUUCCAGACUCAAUCGGGAAUCUAAAAGGGCUUCAAGUGCUCAAUCUCUCCAAUAACCUUCUCGUCGGUCAAAUCCCACUAGUCAUAGGAUCCUUAUCAAAACUCGAAGCAUUGGAUCUUUCUUGCAACAAGUUGGUGGGAAGAAUUCCUUGGCAACUAAAGCAGCUCAAUAUCCUUGCAGUCUUCAACGUGUCCCACAACCAUCUGACGGGGCCUAUACCACAAGGUGGGCAAUUUAAUACCUUUGAGAGUAGUUCAUUUGAUGGGAAUUUGGGAUUGUGUGGAAAUUUAUUGUCGACAAAAUGUGAAGAUUCUGAGGCCUCAUCACCUUCGUCAUCAACCUCGGAAGAACAUGAAGACUUGGUACCAAUUUCCCAUUUUGGUUGGAAAGUAGUGUUGAUGGGCUAUGGCUUCGUCAUGGUGAUUGGAGUGAUCAUAAGCCAGAUCACAAUCAAAAGAAAACCCCAUUGGUUCAUAAAGAUUUUUGGAGUGAAGCAAUGGAAAAGGCCUAUCAAAAGCUUAGCAAGGUGGUAA
Messenger RNA from Theobroma cacao (cacao), 1581 nucleotides. The record is from RefSeq and is a predicted model, not a curated record. Lineage: Eukaryota; Viridiplantae; Streptophyta; Magnoliopsida; Malvales; Malvaceae.